Molecule: messenger RNA, 503 nt
Organism: Porites lobata
Lineage: Eukaryota; Metazoa; Cnidaria; Anthozoa; Scleractinia; Poritidae
Source: the annotation of a GenBank genome assembly
AUGACAUCAUGUAGCACUACGUCAUGGAGCAUUUUGCGUUUCCAGGCAACGUACACUUCGCCGCUGAUGACCAGCGCAUUUCAUGUGUUAUUCAUGAAAUGGUCAUGUUUAUUCAUCUAUGAAACAAUGUUUACAAUCGGUGAAUCACGAGCAAUUUCCCAUUCAGAUGGCACAGAACAACAAACACAACAAGUGGCUGGAAAUCCUCGAUUUUUAACCGAAACUACUCUGGAGAACGCCGACUAAAAUUCAUCGCGAGCGAAAAAGACGACGACAACAAGAAGCCGUGCUCAAAGCACAGAGAACAUCGCUUAGCACAGCGAAGGCAACGUCGUCAACACAGCGACCACAAACAUGUACAGAGGCAGCGACAAAAUAAUACAAUUACAGUGCAAAUGGAGCCGAUGAAGAGAGGGAAUACAGACUGCCGACGCUUCAAAAAGCGAUGGAGAGAUCAGACAACGCUUACAGUUCACAGAAAAAUUAUCUUCUCCGAUACAACG